GUUCGAACGAUAAGAGCAAACCUCCCCGCCCCUCUGCCUCGACCUCUUCGCUGCACUUGACCUCUGAGUAGCUUGUAUCGUCUUCAUAUACACCAAAACAGCCUAGUACUGUCAAUUGAUCAAGUAAUGCCUCUUAAUCCCGCUCUGCCGUUCUUCAUCGUCUCCCAUCAAACAGAUCGCUAACACGUUAUCGGCGCAGCAAUGUCUGAUUUCCUCACCGCCUACGAUGCCUUCAGCAAGGCCCCCACCGACCCUACCGCUGUGGCCGAGAUCACCUCAAUCAUCGAGAAGCAGGAGUCCUCCCUUGUCUUUUCCGAGAUGGAUUCCGCUGCCGCCAUGAAGCUCGGACUCGCCAUCCUCUCCGUCACUCCCGUGGCUCUCGCCCCAGACUCCCCCUCCUCAAGACCCGUCGUCGUCGCCGUCUACAUCGGCACCAACCUCCUCUUCUACUCCGCCCAGGACGGCACCGCGACCGAUAACUUCAUGUGGAUUCAGCGCAAGGCCUUCACCGUCAGACGAUUCGGCCACGCUUCUUUGUACAUGGGCAUCAAGGCCGAGGCCGCCGGCUUCUCCUACAACGAUCGAUUCGCGAUCCCCGUCACUGAGGGUACCGGCGCUGGAGGUGGAUUCCCAAUUUUUAUCAAGGGCGUCAAGUACCCCGUUGGAAUGGUCGGUGUCAGCGGUCUGCCUCACAUGGAGGAUCAUGAUGUGCUGGUCAAGGGUAUCCAAAAGUACCUUUCAGAGUUAUAAUCUGCUUAAAAGGAGCAUAACUUUUUGUCGAUGUUACUAGUCAAAUAUACUAAACACUUUUGUU
This is a messenger RNA of Myxozyma melibiosi, 814 nucleotides long. RefSeq lists its product as uncharacterized. The transcript has a single exon. The coding region runs from base 202 to 750 and encodes 182 amino acids. NCBI's taxonomy places the organism in Eukaryota, Fungi, Ascomycota, Lipomycetes, Lipomycetales, Lipomycetaceae. The record is from RefSeq and is a predicted model, not a curated record.